AUGCGCGCCGGAUGGGCGCCUCUGACAUCGUCCGUGAUCCCACCCAGCUCUCCUGGAAGGUCACAGGCGGACCCCGGACAAAUCCUGACACAUGAAACACGGCGAGCGCGUGACGCCCCAGCUCGGCUGCCCCUCCCGCUACGACCCAGCGCUUUGGGCCCUGGGUCCUCCCUCUUCUCGCGCCCCCUGGGUCUCUUAGCGCGACCCCGUGGCCCCCUCGCCCCCUGCCCGCGGCGUCGGCGCUGGGGGCUCGCGGGGGUCCGGGGCGCGCGCCGAGCGCCCUCCCUGCACCUGCACCGAGAUCGCGGGGCGCAUGCGCGGGCCGCGGAGGGCGGGGGCCGAGCCGGGAGGGGUCCUGAGGGCCCCGCGCCCCCACGCCGGCGCUGGGGAUCCGGCAUCGGAGCGCGGGGACCCGCUGGGCUGCGGGCGGCGUGGGCAUCGGACCCCGCUCUGACCGCGUCCCCGCGCCGCCAGCCCGUGCGGCCCCGGUCGCAGCGCCCGGAGGCCGAGGAGGAGGAGCAGGAGGACGAGGCGCUUCGGGGUCCGGCGGCGCGGCCCCAGGUCCGAGCGCUCACCGGCGGCACGCGCGGGAGCGCAGGGCCCUGGCGGGAGGCGCCCGGCCGGCAGUCCCACGGAGCGCCCGUUCCGGGCCGGGACCCCGGCCGCGACCCCCGGCCGCACGCUCGCUCGUCCCCGGCCGGCCUCGCGGAGGCUCGGCUGCUCCGUCGCCCUCCGGGGGCGCCCGCGCCGCCCCCGGCCGGCCGCGGUGCAGCGCCCGAGUGUGCCAUCGGGCGGGCGCGGGGGCGGCGUCUGCUCCCACCCUCGAGAUCACAUGGUGACCCUCGGCAGCCAAUGCAGUGGACGCUAGGACCCUGCGGGACCCCGGGCGCCGCGACUGCACCGGCGCCGCUGCAUUAUAAAUACUUCUCCAAAAUGCGGCGCAGCUCCCUGCGCGCGCCCCGGCCGCCCGCCGCCUCCGCCCCGCGCUCCUGA
Rangifer tarandus platyrhynchus (Svalbard reindeer) is the source of this 993-nucleotide messenger RNA. The record is from the annotation of a GenBank genome assembly. Lineage: Eukaryota; Metazoa; Chordata; Mammalia; Artiodactyla; Cervidae.